AUGGCCUUCCACUCGAUCUGCCUGAUCGGCGCCUCAGGCAACCUCGGCACCCUCAUCCUCAAACACCUGCUCGCCUCGCCGCAGAAAUUCCAGAUCAAAGUCCUCUCCCGGCAAUCCUCAACGGCCACCUUCCCGGACUCGGUCACGGUGACCCGCGUCCCGGACGACUACCCAGCCGAGCAACUCGAGCAGGCCUUUCGGGGCGUGGACGUGGUCGUGGCCGCGGUCUCCAUGCUCGGCAUGGGCGAGCAGUACAAAUUCAUCGACGCCUGCGUGGCCGCCAACGUGAAACGGUACUUCCCCACGGAAUUCGGCCUGGACGACCUGCCGGACUGGCUGCUGCAGCUGCGCGAGAUGUUCAAGAUCAAGCACGACGUGCGCGACUACUGCGUCGCCCGGGAGAGCGCGGGCCUCGAGUGGACGAGUGUCUGCUGCAACGCGUUUUUCGAAAUGGGCGUCGCCUCGGGCUUCUUCCAGCUGCAUUGGCAGGAGAAGAAGGCCGUGCUGCUGGACGGCGGGGACGCCAAGUUCGUGGCCACGACGCUCGAUACCGUCGCCAUCGCGGUCGUGCGCGCCAUCGAGAGGCCCGACGUGUCCCGGAACAGGAUCCUGCUGGUGCAGGACUUUAGGACGAGCCAGCGCCAGAUUCUGGAUGCCGUGCAGCAGCGCGUGCCGGGCUGGGAGGUGCAGAGUGUGGAGAGCGGGCCGUGGUUGGAGAGUGGGAAGGAAGCCGUCCGAAAGGGCGACAAUAGUCAGUUGCCCAAGUUGACGUUUGGGACCUUCGGGCAGGGGAAUCAGUAUGAGGGACGGCCGGAAUACGCAAACGACGUCUUGGAGCUCCCCACAAAGUCGUUCUCAGAGGCCAUGGAUAUGUUCUGGGACGAGUACAAGGGGCUUGUGAAUGCCUAG
Cladophialophora carrionii CBS 160.54 is the source of this 909-nucleotide messenger RNA. RefSeq lists its product as uncharacterized. The record is from RefSeq and is a predicted model, not a curated record. Lineage: Eukaryota; Fungi; Ascomycota; Eurotiomycetes; Chaetothyriales; Herpotrichiellaceae. The transcript has a single exon. Gene Ontology annotation, molecular function: oxidoreductase activity. Bases 1 to 909 code for a protein of 302 amino acids.